This is a messenger RNA of Delphinapterus leucas (beluga whale), 3825 nucleotides long. The record is from RefSeq and is a predicted model, not a curated record. NCBI's taxonomy places the organism in Eukaryota, Metazoa, Chordata, Mammalia, Artiodactyla, Monodontidae.
AUGGAGCUAACACUGGAAAUCGAGUUCUUAAACAAACAAACUAUUGAUGAGUGCCUUUUAAGUUUAAAAAUAUUCCAGUUCCAGAAAUUCAACAUCAAGAACGGUUUUGAUCCUUUUCUAAGGAAUAUAAACAACAAAAUGUCAGUCAGAAAAAGGAAAGACCAAGAUAUGUUCAAAUGUAGAAAUAUUUUCAGUGCCGAGGUUAUAGAGCAUGAAGACCAAGAUCCUCCUUACCCAACACAUUCAAAAACUGCAAGCCCUGCUAAUAAAACCUGGCCCCAUAAUCUUGAUAUCAUCACAAUAAAGGGUUUAGACACUAAGAAUAAGUUAGCCAGUGAUCCUGGUAUCACCGCACUAAAGACUUCAGACCUUAAGAAUAAGUUAGUCCAUGAUCCGGGUAUCAUCACAAUAAAGACUUUAGACACUAAGAAUAAUUUAGCCCAUCAUCCUAGUAUCACCACAAUAAAGACUUUAGACACUAAGAAUAAGUUACAGGAAAGGCUACCAAAUGUAUCUUUACCAAACUUUGAGGGAGAAUCAUCAAUGACUGGAAAAGUCAAUGUAAAUAAAUGUUGCCUCUCAAAAUCAUUAAGUCUUACUUCCCACAUAGAAAAUUUAAAACAAUCAAUGGUGCUCAAGUUAAUUUUAAGUAAAAAUCUGCAAGACCUUUCAAAUAUAUUAUUUUCUACACCUGAAGUUUCUAUGGACACCGAAGCAAGAAAGAAAAGUCAUAGUUCUCCACUUCUGGCUCUUCAUGAUGAACAACCAAGUAGUUUGGAAGGCGAAGUAUUUGAAAAAAUUCAAGAUUUAAAUAGCUGGCUUUCAGAAGGAGACAUUUUAAAUUCAAAGUCUCUUUUAAAUGAAAUAAUUAAAGAUAUUCCCACAGAUUCACUUUCAGAAGGUGGACCAGGAAAUUCUCCAGAGGUAGAAAAGGAACCUGUCUCUGAAAAACACUUAGAGGCUGAGCUGGGGAGAGGAGUGAAAGAAUCGAGUGAGACACAGAUAAACUCGCAGAGUCAAUUACCCACAGCUUGGGAGAGUUCGCCUUCCAAUGUUCUAAUUCACUAUGAAGAAAACAAUAAUGAAAUAGAAUUUCCGCUGGCCAAAUCUGUUAUAAGCCAGAUAAUACAAGCAUUUCCUGUAGAUACUCUUUUAGAAUCGGGGAUAAUCAAAGUGAUAGAAUUAGAUAAAGAAUAUCAGAAGGGUUUUUUGCUGUAUACAGAGACAGCUUUUGCUGAAGAAAAGCCAAAGUAUUCCACAGAGUAUUAUUCAGAUAUCAGAAGCAAAACAGAACCUCUUUCAGAGCAAAAUACACCCAUCAUUCACAAAGAAACCACUUCUUUUAAUGGAGUUGAAUUCACAGACAAAGGCCAAAAUAGAUCCCCACAAGAUUCAAAAUAUCAGUCGACACCAGAUAAAAAAACAGAUUUGCCAAGCAAUGGUCAGAGGCUUGAUAGAGAAGAAAAUGAUCUAAGUUCUACUUUAGAAAAUUUAAGUAACACACUAAUGGGUAAACUUAAUAACUCUGAUGUAAUAAUGUUAAAAUCCCUUUUGAAAAACAUAUUUAAUGUUUUUUUCAAAUAUAGUCAGUCUAAAAGCAGACAACCAGAAAAAGAAUUAGAAAGACUAAUUGAACAUCCUUUUCCAAGUCAGACAGAAGACCUUGAAGAAAUCGAAGAGAAUUUUGAUAAAGUAGACAAAUUGGGGAGAAAACCUAUUUUGAAUCCAAAGCUGCAUGUAUUUCUAGAAGAACUCUCAGAGUCAGAAAUAAAAAAUUUUAAAUCUGAAUUAAGUAAACAUAUCCAGCAUUACCUUGUAGAAAGGCUUUCAGAAUCAGGAUAUAUCAACAAAGAGGACUUACCAGAAAUCUAUCAAAAUCUGUAUUUGAUGAAUGAGAAAGUAGAACCAAAAGGGCAAAAUAUUUUUCUGGAGAAAUAUUCAGAAACUGUAAAAGAAAUCAUGUCUUUUAUAAAUAAUUUUAAUCAUCAUUUCAUAGAUAAACAUUUGGAAAUAAAGCUAAGAUCUUUUUUAAAUGAAAUUCUCCAAAACUAUUUCCUAAAAAACCUUUCAGACAACAGUUUAUUUAAAGACGCAGAACCUGAGCCUAUACACUCAAAUGUAUCUUCUCUAAGAGCUAAAAGUGCCUCAAUAUCUUUUCAUGAGUUAGGACAAGAUAUUUCAAGAGGGAGUUUUGGUAGUAGGCUUGAAAUAAACAUGAAAUACCCCUUAAGUAAAUCUCUACGAAACUAUAUUAUAGCUUUAUCAGAAAAUGAACUCUUAGAUCUAAAAGCUGAUUUAAGCAAACACCUCCAGAGCCUUUUUAUAGAAAAACUGUCAAAAUCAGGACUAAUCACAGAAAGGCAAUUAGAGGGGAUAAGCCGGCAUAUAAAUUUGGUUAAUUCUACUUUCACACCAUUAAAAUGUAUAAAGCCAGAUUUGUCUUUAAGAGAUGAAAAUCAGUUUGUGGAGGAACAUUCAGAAAAGCAAAAUAAAUAUUCAAAAAUUGCUCAGAAAACCACUUUACAAAAGGUUUCUGAAGAUAGACUUGUAGAAACAGAGUUGACCAAAAAGGAAGAAAAGGAACAUUUUUCCUUAGAGAAUAUUAAAGAAAGUCCAUCACUAAUUCAGGAACAGAAAAGAUACUAUCCUAAGGAAGCGAAAAUACUCAGUUUAAUUAAAGUACAACCUUGUUCCAACAAAAAUACCCAGGCAAUUCCAGUAAAUAAGUCAUCAGAAAGACUUACAGAUACAAUGCCUAAGAAACAAAGGAAAGAACACGGUUUCAUGCAGUUUCCUCAAGCAGAGAACUGUGAUUUUAAAACAGAGAUACAAGACCCACAUAGUUGGAGUGGUAAAUCAAAAAUAACUCAAUCAAAUGCUUGCUUUGAAAAGACACUGAAAAUGAAGUCCCUUGACAAAAAGGAGCACAAUAACACCUAUAAAUUGAUAGUACAGGAAAAUCCUGAAGCAGUGCUGUCACCGUAUCCAAGAAUUCCUAAUUGCAAGAUGCCAAAUGAAGAUGAGGAAUAUGUAAACAAACUCACUUUUCCUUCCAGGCAAAGUAAUACUCUAACUCGCCUCAAUGCAGAGGCUGGAGAGAAAUCAAAAUUAGAAGACUAGUAUCGUCAGAGAUGGAAAGGAAAUAAUAAUAAUUAUAGAAAACAACAUUUAGUAACAUUUGCACAUUACAAAGAAGAAAUACAAACUCUUUAUAUAAAACCAAACAAACUCUUAUAUAAAACCAAACAAAAGGUCCCUGAAUCACAACAGCUUAAAUAUAAAGUUUUGAUAGCUGAGAAAAACUCAAAACCAUCCCUCUUCCCAGAAGUACUAAAGAGAGAAAAUCUAAAGCCCAAGGUUCAAAAAGAAAGAGACCAUGUCGGCAAACAAAAAAAGUCAUUUAACAAGAGUAUAUUACCAACCACACUGCCCACCACAGGAAUUCUUCUAAGAAAAUCUGUUCCAAGGGCAUUGCUUCAUUGGACUGCAAGAAGAACUAUACACGAUUGUUCGGAUAGAGUUGAGGAUUUACAUGUAACUUCAUUUAAGCAUCUUGAAAAAGCAAAAUCAAGAGCAAGGCUUUUAGGAAAGAGCCCAAGUGACAGCCAUAAUCAGUUAAAAUGCUCUGCAAGACCGUAUACUGCUCCAGAGGUUAACAAACAAGGAAGCUACACUGGAAAAUUUACAAGUCCUCGAAUGGUUUCAGUAGGCUUAGUUCAUAUAAAUGAUUCAAUCCCAGAUUAUGAAAUCCAUAAAAUGCAGCCAAAAAAAAAAUUGAGUAUAUUGAAAAAUGUUUGCUCAUUUGUGAUAUUAUCCAGAUGUUAA